AGUUCGUCGACCUUCCACGUGUCCCUGAGUGACGACGGUCUGAUCCUGGCGUCUCUGGAGCGCUCAGACCUGCAGGAGAACGUCACAGCGUACGCAGCUCAGGUGUCUGGAGAGGCUCGACUCAUCGUGGCCGAGUUCAGGAACACGAGCGAGACGCUGGUUUUCAACACGUCGCUCCACGGCCUCUGUUACUCUGUGAGUCUGCUGCUCAGAGUGGGACAGAGCUGGUCCCGACCCGAGAAGACAGCGUCCGUCCUCACAAAGCCGCUCCCCGUCCACAGUGUUCAGAUCUCGGACUUUAAAGAGUCUCCAGAAACCGGCGUGGUGUUUGAGAUCGAACCUCCGGCAGGAAACGUGUUCAGCCGAGUCAACAUCAGCUACACGGAGGCACAAGAGCGACGCUCCUUCCUCUAUAAAGAUUUCUACAAAGGGAAGACGGUUUUCAAACACUGGUUACCGGGCGUCUGUUACCGUAACGUCACCUUCCAGCUGAUCUCUGAGGCGACAGUGAACCAGACGGCUCUGGUGUCACACAGUGACAUCACACACUCACCUUUGCACCACAGGACAGUGCCAUACCCCCCCCUCAACAUUUCCCAUAAGAUCGUGCACCUGAGCCCAAGGGUGGGGCCAGGUGGAGCUGCCAGCAGGCUCCGCCCUGAGGGGAACCAGAAGAACGCCCAAUCGUCCCGUCAAGCCCGGGAUGUCCCGCUGAUGGAGGAGCAGGAGGAGAACGUCUCAGAGGAGACGGCGGCUGUUUAUACUCAGGUUCCCUUCAGCCCGUCACAGAACCAGUCAGGAGCCGCCGCCCUCCUGAACCAGACGACGGAGGCCGAGACGCAGAGCUACUGGCUGGACCCGACCGAGCUGCCGACCACAGACACAGAGGACGAGUUCGUGAACGCCGUGGUGUCAGAGUACGAAGACUCCAACGAGCCGGGCUCCGCCAUGGGCCUCCCCUCCGACCCCCCCGUCCUGCCCACCAAGCUGCCCCUCCUCCUGCUGGAGCUGCGCUGGCUGCCCCCCCGACCCCCCACCAGCUACGACGGCUUCAACGUCUACAUCUACAGAGACGGGAACUCGACAGAGACAGCGACUGUGGACGAAAACACUCACGAGUUUUUCACGGAGCUGACGGAGGCGGGGACGUAUCGAGUCCAGGUGACGACUCUGAGCUCAGCCGGAGAAUGUGAAGCGAGAGAGAGCGCCGCCGACACCAGCUUCAGCUUCUACAUCA
Messenger RNA from Paralichthys olivaceus (Japanese flounder), 1237 nucleotides. NCBI's taxonomy places the organism in Eukaryota, Metazoa, Chordata, Actinopteri, Pleuronectiformes, Paralichthyidae. The record is from RefSeq and is a predicted model, not a curated record.